GACAAAUAUCACACUAUGUGGUUCAGAGAAAAUGAUACAAAAUACUAGCUCCAAUUGUACUAGUGUUAUUUGUAAUACUACACCUUUGGAGAGAGUUGACACUUUUAAAUAUCUAGGUAGGUAUCUAUAUCAAUACAACUCUUAAAUUUGAAAAAAAAACAUUAAAGAUGCAUGUAGUAAAGUUGGUAGAAAGCUUGGAGUAUUGUAUGGUCAGCACCAUUGUCUAAAUUUUACAGCAUGGUUUAAAUUAGCUCAACAACUUUUGUUCCCUAUUUCAGACUACAAUGCUGUGAUCUAUAGCAGUGGUUUUCAACCUGUGGGUCAUGAGGCAUGCUCAGACAUGCUGUGCUGGAAAAAUACCAACUUGACCAGUCCUGUCACCUAAAUAGUUUAAUGUGUUGCAGAAAUGGAGGACCACACAAGUCUCCCACUUGAGGACUGGUCUGAAAAGCAUGUGAGCUCCUGGUUGAAAUCAAUAAAGAUUAAAGAUCAUUACAUACAGAAGCUUCACGAUGAUGAAGUUACCGGAGCAGCUCUCAUGGAGAUAUCAGAAGACUUUCUAAACCGACAAACUAAGAUGAAACCUGGGCAAAUCCAGCUCCUUCUGCGGAAAAGAGACGAACUGUUAAAAUCUACACAAGCGCACGAGGCAAAGACCAGCAAGCAGCCUGUCAUCCAGAAGAAAAACAGAACAGAUUCCCCUGCUGAAAAUAAACAUGAACCAACAGCAGAGAAGUGGAAUUGGCAGGUGAACGUUGCUAAGGAACCAGAUCCUGCAAAGGGAGAGAAUACAGAACAAAUAAACACUGUCAGAGAGUCCUCUAACAAGAGAGAAUGUAGACCUCGACCAUUUGAUACAGAGGGCAUGGACUUUAAAUAUGUGAAACACACAGUCCUGCAGCCAGAAAAUGGAAACACAAACUUAAUCACACCCUGUCAUGAGUAUAAAUCUUUAGGCACAGCUGCACGGUUAGAUAAAACGCGUCUGCAAACCAAGUUUGCAUACGAAGUUUACAGAUUUGCCUGUGGUUGCAUGAAUGUUCGGGCAAAUGGCACAAUCCACUUUGGUGUCAUGGACAACACCCAAGACACAGGCUAUGUACAUGGUGAAAUUGUGGGUAUACCUGUGAAAGAGAAAGACGUCUAUGUGGAUGCAUUAAAUCGCAUAGACAAGUGUGUUACUGAUUCUUCUGAAAAAGAGCAAUUUGAGUCUUGUGUACGUUCACCAAAAUUUAUAGAAGUAAUUGACAAACAAGACUCAGGCUCACAACUUUACAUUGUGGAGGUUGACAUUGAGCCUGCAGUAAGCAUAGUGAAAGGCAACGUAUACAAAGUCAGUCUGCCUAAGUUUAAUGAAAAAACAAACAAGAUUGAGUUUGAGAAGAGAAAAGCCUAUCGAAGAGUGCGCGCCAACACAGAACCAAUUAGUGAUGAGGAAAUGAUUGGUUUUUAUCAACGCAUGGAAGCAAGGGACAAGAGAAGAGAGGAGGCGGAAUCAACAGUUCAUCAAAACUCUUUAGAGACCUGUGAAGACCUGGGAAGAAAGCUGUGUGUUCUUCUAACUGAUGGGAAGAAAUACAUUGAUGAUUCGAAGCAGUACAUCAUUGUCACAAACAAGUGUGCACCGGAGAAUCUGAAACACAUCAACUUCUUACUACACAUGAAGAUCUUCUGCGUUUUUGAUUUUGAUCCUGAUUCUAAAUCAUUAGGGUUCUGCGGUCAAUACCGUGAGCACCAUGCAGUGAAUAUGCACUUCCUGAAGAGUUACGCCAAUGAAAGUAGGCUGAGCAGCAGUGACUACGCAAAGCACUUGCACUUGUACGAUCAGACCAGUUGGAUAUUCUGCAACGGGUGUAAUGAUUACCUUGGAGGCGAGAGUUCCUGUGAUGAACAUACAUGGAUCCGAACCAAGAAAAAACACCUGAAAAAGGCAGUAUCGAUGAUUUGCAAUGAAAUUCUUGACAAGGGCUCUUUCGUUGUGCUUUUUGUUCUGUUUUCUCCUGUUGAGCAGCCUCUUAUUGAUACUUUCCAUGAAUUCUAUGCUGAAAUGAAUGGGCAUGAAGAUAUUGUCUGCAUAUCAGAAUCCAAAGAAAACUACAACGAGUGGGCAAACCAUGCUCAGAGGUCUUGCAGACGUGAAACACUGGACCAGAUAAGCAUCGUUGGGAUGAAAAUGAGCCACAUAGAUGUCACAGUGCAAACCAUACAGCCAUCUUCAGCACAAUAUACCAAGCAGUUGCCAGUAUUCAACAACAUGCUGUGUUCACUUAAACCUGCCGAGGAUGAAAGACUGUCAUCCUUGGAAGUACUGAGUGUAAAUCUUUGUGACAAUACCAAUCUUGAAACUAUUCAGCAAGAGCAAGCCAGUAUUGAAAGGUAUUUUUAUAAAGGAGGAAAAGUCAAAUGGAUCAAUUUUUGGCUUGCAGAAAAGCAAUUAGGUGAAACAGUAAUUGAGCGCGAUGCAUACUUAGAAGUAGACCAAAUAUUAGAUGGCAUUUUAAAAUGCAAAAAACCUGUGAAAUCUGUGGAGAAAAUAACCAUAUACCAUCAGGCUGGCAGUGGUGGAAGUACUAUUGCAAGACAACUCCUUUGGAACUUCAGAAAGGAGCUGAGAUGUGCAGUUGUAAAACCUUUAUACCCAGUUACAAAUGUCUGUCAGCAUGCCAUCCAGUUGAGGGAAUAUGAGGAGAAGGACAGAAAUAAUUGUCUACCAGUCCUCCUGUUGGUGGAAGACUGCGAUGGGGAAUACAUUGAUGAUCUGAGCCAUGAGUUAAGAAAUGCCAUUGCGUCUAUGACAAUCAGCACUCCAUUAUGCUUCAUUCUUUUGAACUGCAAAAGAUCUUCUGAUCCUCAAAAGAAGUGCAAAGCCUUACCAUUGCGAACAGUAGCUGUUACACACAAACUGUCAGAGCGAGAAAAGAAAUUGUUCUCUAAAAAACGUGAAAAACUUUUACAACCAGAAGAACAGUUACAUCCAGAGUUCAUCUUGACCUUUGUUUUGAUGAGUUAUGGAUUUGAGAGAAAGUACAUCCAAGACUUUGUGAAACAUUUGCUAGAAGGCAUUGAUCAUGCAUCUCGUGAAGCUAGCCUAAUUAGAUAUGUUGCAUUACUCAAUUGCUACAUUCAGAACUCCUACAUCUCAGUCUCCCACUGUGAAGCUUUUUUGGGCUUCGACGUCAACCCAAAGCCUCACAAAAGCUUUGAAAGAUCAUUAACCGAAGAAGCAAGACUUCUAUUCAUACACCUGAGAGAGAGUACAGUACACAUUUUAUCAGUGCGUAUAAUUCAUCCCUCGGUUGCAGAGGAAAUUCUGCAACAACUCUCAGUGAGUCAGCCACAGAGUUCAAUUGCAAAUAGUCUUCUCCAGGAAAAGGUGCUUUUCAAUCACAGAUUUGGGAGGGAUGACUACAUAAAGUUUAUCAGAGAUCUGUUCAUGAAACGGUGCAAGAGUGAAGGAGACAACAGCUCAUUUUCUCCUCUUAUUGAGCAUGUACGUACCGUAGAGAAAAACCCAGAUAAGGCCAUUGAUCUUUUAAAAACUGCCUACACAUAUUUUGAAAAGGAUGCUUUCUUUGCACAACAGCUUGCCAGGCUGCAUUACACCCACAAAAUGUUUGACGAGGCCAAAGAUUGGGCAGAAGUCGCAAAAUUUCGAAUGCCACAUAACUCGUUCAUUCUUGACACAGAAGGUCGAGUGUAUUGGAAGUGGUUUGUUUUUAAAGAUGAGGCACUGGACAAACAGAAUCUGAUGCCUGAAUCUGCAACUGAACUCAUUGGCACUGCACUGAAAGCUAUCGAGUGCUUUCAAGCAUCUGAGAAGGCAGCAAAGUCAAAUCCAGAUUGCAUGAACAAUUCUGGCUAUUUUGGGGAAGUAGACGUUGGAUGUCGGUUGUUGAAGCUCCUUUCGUCAGUGGAUGUAUUUUCAAAUAAUAAAAAAAAAUUGUUAAAGUACCUCCUCACGGAUCACAUUCCAGAGGAAGUCAAAAAGCCCUGGCACAGAUUUCACAACUGUUUGAAAGGCCUGCAGAAGAGCAUUUAUGAAGCUCUUGAAUGGAUUUCAGAAGAUUUAACUUACUUUCAAACUGACAAAAAUGAAGAAGAAGAAGAGAAAACCAGUAAAGAAAUUGAACAUAUUAACAACCCCAGGAGAUGGUUGUUGAAAAGAUCAUCUGUCUACGCAAGCUAUUUUAGUGACGCUUCUUUCAACCAAAAAAUAUCCAACAAAGAUUCUUUAGCUCCACUCAUAAGGAGCAUGAAUAUUUACCAACAAGGAGGGGGCAGUGUAAGUGCUAUACUUUCAAAUCUAUCUGACCACAAAACUCAAAGGGCAGGCAGCAAACUGGAAGACAUAUUAAGCAUGUAUCCAGAAGACCCCCUGAGAGAAAAGCUAGAUCAUAUAGACCUGGUGAACUAUAUAUUCACUCAGAUUGCACUAGGGUGUGUUUUACCUGAUUCCCCCAAGCUUGUUACCUUACAGAAACUCCAAGAGUUAAGUCUGCGGUUCUACAAAGAGAGGAACAAUAAGUAUCCUCCCAGCGCCUUCAUGAUUUCUCUGCUUUUCUGGCCUGGAAACUCACAAGACACAGGAUGCAAUCAAGAACAAAAUAACAUCCUGACAUCAGCAAUUGCUGCCUUGAAGAGGCUCUACAAUGAUAAAAUAAAAGAUGUGUCCUCCAGAAAAAAGCGAAUCUUCACUCACUUUUUCCUGGGCCAUGGGAAAGAUCUUGACAGGUUCAUCCAUAAAACAAAGCUUGAAAAAUACCUCAAAGGGACUCUAAACGAAAAGAGAUUGAAGUGGCUCAGUGGUGAAGUUUGGAAAACACCAGAAGUUACCCAGCUGCUGAAACGUGUUAAAGGUUGGACAGAAAAUGGCAGUGUUUUUGUACAAGGCACCUGCAAGGAUAGCAAGAUCAAAGUUUUUACGUCGUGUUAUGUCUCAAUGCCCAAUACCAAUGAAAACGUAACAUUUUACUUGGGUUUUUCUUUUGAUGGUCCAAUUGCUUUUAACGUUCAAGUUAUUAACUAAUGUGCUUUUUUCUUAUAAAAGAAGACAGUAACAGACCAAAUGACAAAGUAGAAGCAACUUGCAAUUGUCUUCAAAGGUUUUACACUUGCUUAUGUGUUUUCUGUUAAAGGAAUGCCAAUAAUCUUAGCUUGUCGACUUUUAUUAAAUACAACAUACAAUAUAACAAAAGACAACUGAUUUUUUGAAGAUAUAGUCCUUAUUUUUCCCAUAUGUUGCCACAACUGUUUAAGUAAUGAAUGUAUUGUUUUUAUAAAAUACUAUAAACUAUAAAAAACACUUUUUUAAACUAUUAAAUUGCAGUCCACUGUACUCGGCUUCCAAGAUGGUAGCUUCAAAUGUAGAAGAAUUUCAGAACUACAUUUCCCAUCAUCCUCCUGCUCAUGUAUGCAUGGUUGGGGGGGCAAUACAUACCUUACUUAAACAUUUGUGGCAGCAGUGUGGAGUAGUGGUUAGGACUAUGGACUCUUGACAGAAGGGUCAUGGGUUCAAUCCCAGGUGGGGGACAUAGCUGUUGUACCCUUGAGGAAGGUACUUAACCUAGAUUGCUUCAGUAAAAACCCAUCUGUAUAAAUGGGUAAUUGUAUGUAAAAAAUAAUUUGUAAAAUGUAAUUGUAUGUGAAAAUAAUGUGAUAACUUGUAACAAUUGUAAGUCGCCCUGGAUAAGGUUGCCUGCUAGGAAAUAAAUAAUAACAUAUGGGAACAUAAAAACAAACCACCCAAGUUCCCCUUUAAGCAUGAUUCAUCCAAUGUAUAGAUACUUUUUCUCCAUUAAUCUAAAUCUUGUUACUCUAGCUGCAGUAUGUUACUGUAUUGUAUUUAAGCACUUAAAAGACAUCAUGCCAAACCCACAGCUACCAACGUGUGUGGUGCAUGUAUUUGUAUUGAACUGUAACAUUACUGCCUUUUGUAUGGACACGUAUCUAAACUAUAUAACCAGAUUCUAUGUAAAACUGUAGCUAAUUAUAAAAAAUAACAUUGGAAAUGUG
Messenger RNA from Acipenser ruthenus (sterlet), 6012 nucleotides. Its product is annotated as sterile alpha motif domain-containing protein 9-like. NCBI's taxonomy places the organism in Eukaryota, Metazoa, Chordata, Actinopteri, Acipenseriformes, Acipenseridae. Bases 407 to 5026 code for a protein of 1539 amino acids. The transcript is spliced from 3 exons. Gene Ontology annotation, cellular component: cytoplasm. The record is from RefSeq and is a predicted model, not a curated record. Gene Ontology annotation, molecular function: protein binding.